AACAUAGAGGUAAUACUUUUAUUUAACAUUAAUAGCGCAGUUGUAGUAAAAACACGAGUAUCGGUAAUAGUGUGGGACAACGUGUACCGCAUCUUAGAAGUCGGAGCAUACGGUGUCGUGCAUUUUAGGAAGGGAACGCGUGCAGCCGUCGUCGGAAGGAAGGAGAAAGGGAGAUAAUCCUUUCCAGGUCGGUCGCGCGUCUCUUCGACGAUACUUCUAAACCAGCAGCCGUCCAGUUCGGAAUCACCGUCACUAUACCGUCACGUCCAGUGAUUACCGGACGAGUCGGCCAACUUGUAUCGGCAGUCUCAACCAGCCGUCCCCGGAGCCGACUACUCAGAGCCUUCUACCAAGCUGCUGUAGUGCCACUACUGGUGAUCGCGAUGGGCGUGGGCUACGACAGUGACGAGAACACCGUGGAAGAAUGUCCGCUGGCCGACGAUCUGCGGCUGGUUGCCAAACAGGAGCUGCGCGAGGAUGAUAUAAUCAGGACGCACUCGCUACGAGCCAUGAGAAACUGGAUCAGGAAACACCCGGACAUCGUAAACUGCCGUACAGAUGCACCUUUCCUUUUGCGAUUUUUGAGAACAAAAAAAUUCAGCGUCCCAAUGGCGCAAGACAUGCUGGAACGAUACUUGGUAAUCAGACAACUGUAUCCGCAAUGGUUCUCCAAACUAGACGUCGACGACCCGGUCAUAUCCGACAUACUAGACAGCGGGUACCUGGUCCCGUUGCCCGGCCGAGACGAGUUUGGCAGAUGCGUGAUGUUCUCGUGCGCCGGCCGAUUCGACCCGUACAAGUACACGUCAGCGGACAUGGCACGCGUGCACGCACUGAUCGGUGAGAGUCUGAUGGACGAUCCCGAAAACCAGAUCAAAGGUUACAGUUAUGUGAACGACGAGUCCGGCUUACUGAUGGGACACAUGACGCUGUGGUCCUUUUCCGACAUAAAACGUAUCAUCCGAUGUUUGCAAAGUUCGACCCCGAUGAGACAUAAAUCAACUUACUUCAUAAACGUUCCGAAUUUCGCUGAUAAAUUCUUCACAGCCACAGUAUCAUUUUUGAACACCAAGCUCAAGAGCAGAGUAAAAUUCUUCACUGGUCAAAAAGACAUACAGAAAUUCAUCGACCCGAAAUAUCUCCCAAAGGAAUACGGAGGCGAAAUACCGCUGGACACGAUGAUAGCUGAAUUAAAAAAGAAACUCCGUGCUAAACGUGAAAUGCUAUUAGCUUUAGAUGACAUGAAAAUCAACGUAAAUGGCAAAGGGAAGAUAAUCAGUGAAUUUGAUGACAUGCAAAAAGAACUAACUGGGUCUUUUAGAAAAUUAGAAGUUGAUUGAUUGAGUUAAAUUAAUUAUUAUAUUGUUAAAAUAAUAUUAUUGUAUCCAUUACCAUCAUUCAUAUAGAUUUUAUUUGUUUUGUAAUGUUUAUUUUUUAUUUUUUUUUUUUUUUUUUAAUAAAGAACAAUAUGGUUUCAACAAAUUGCAUAAAAUUUUAUUGUCUUAUGUUUGCCGUUAAAUUACACAUGUUGUCACUAGCAGUAAUUAAAAAAAUGUACAUAAACAAAAAUAUAUAGUAAUUUAAAUAUUAUAAUACACUUAACAAAAAUAUUAUGCUUUAAAGUAUGAUAUAUAAUCGAUAUCACAAGUUCAAACGAUUAACGCGUUUUGGUCAUGGUGUAAACAAAAUAAUGCUUAUGUUUUUUUAUACACUUACACCAUGGUAUUGGUCAGUCGCUACCAGUAAGACAAAAACUAAAAGUAAAACAAAUACGAUGUUACAUACUGGCAAACAUGAAAAUAUUUUACAAAAAAAAAA
Molecule: messenger RNA, 1818 nt
Organism: Sipha flava (yellow sugarcane aphid)
Lineage: Eukaryota; Metazoa; Arthropoda; Insecta; Hemiptera; Aphididae
Product: clavesin-1-like
Exons: 8
Coding region: 384-1340 (318 amino acids)
Cellular component (GO): membrane
Molecular function (GO): phosphatidylinositol bisphosphate binding
Source: RefSeq, a predicted model, not a curated record